Cladophialophora immunda is the source of this 1551-nucleotide messenger RNA. RefSeq lists its product as uncharacterized. NCBI's taxonomy places the organism in Eukaryota, Fungi, Ascomycota, Eurotiomycetes, Chaetothyriales, Herpotrichiellaceae. The transcript is spliced from 5 exons. The record is from RefSeq and is a predicted model, not a curated record. Bases 1 to 1551 code for a protein of 516 amino acids.
AUGGCGCACACCACCGGUACAGUAACCUCUCAAGAGCAGAUUCUGCCAGGAGAGCGGAAUCCAUCGCGACAUGAUGUCGAGGCUGCAACCGAGUUGCCUGAGCCAACCAUACUCUCGGACUUCAAGAGAUCUCUCCUGGCGACUGUUGAUGCUUCCGACGCCCAGGAUCUGAUGCAUCUCGAUCUCAAAGCCACGGCAGUCGGAAGUAAGGCGUUUACCUACCCUAUGGCGUUACUGUUGGACUUCCCCGAAAUUCCAUCGCAGGAGCGCAUCACGUCUCUGUGUGACGACUUCUCGACAAUCAUGAAGAGCCACGUCUUCUUGAACCAGCUCCCGUUGGCACAGUAUUGUACCGACCUCACGACGCCGCCGCUUCGGCUCGCCGUGGCCUGCCUCGCCUCGAUGCACGGCAAGGCUCCGGGGAAUGAAUCCCGUCAUCUUUUCCUCGCCGCGCUCGACCUGUGGGCAUUUAUGACUGAGGUGGACAACAGAGAGGCCCGCUCGCUCGACAUGUUGAUGGCGACCAUUCUUUUGAACUUUUUCGGCGUCAUGACAACAGACAAGGCUAUUGGCGGCAAAAUGAGAAUCCUAGUUUGUUCUUCACUCACGAUCUCCCGACGAAUGCGACUCCAUGAUCCUGAACAGCUUCAAACGCUGCUCGGAUCCCGGAUCUCGCCACAUAGAGGUGCUUUUAUCUGGUGCUUGUGGCUGACCGACAUCUUGUAUGCGUUGCGCGACGGACUGGGAGUGCACAGCUUCUCUGUGCGAGAAUUGUGCACCAAGAUGCCGUAUUCAGAAUACGACUUUCAGGAUAUUUAUCGCACAUUACUUGACGAAUCGCAACCCAAAGCCUCACUGCCAGAUGACAUGACAUCCCCAGACGACGCAUUUCUACUCCUUAUGGCCGUCCUGUCGGAUAUCAUGAGCGUUCAGCGGUCGUUAUACAAAGUAGUCAGCCUAUCCGAGAGCCAGCAAUCCAGUUCUUCAUUUGCCCCCAACCCCUUCAUCCCUCUGACGCCAGCCGCGGAGCUGACCCGAAUGAACAACGCCUUAUCUUCGGCAUUGGACACAUGGUACGACAGAUUCCGCGGCCUGAUGGUCCCAGAAAUCAUCGCAUUCCGUCACUACUGCGGACUACACCUCACUUGUCCACGAAUAUUAGAACUCCCCUUCGUGGCAGAAUCGACGCUGUCACGGUCCGAUUUCGAUCAUCAACCAAUCAUCAUCACCGACGAGGCGGUCCGAAAUGCCUGGCUUGUACUGGACCACUCCGCCGACGCAGUGAGGGCAUGUACACCAGAGACCCUGUGCCCUGUCUGGCUUCCGAUCGUCGUCUUCCACGCCGCUCUCGUCGUCUGGGCCCAGCAGGGUCUCCACAAAGCCGGCCACAGUGGCAUAUCCGGGAGCGUCAGGGUGCUGCUUGCGUUCAAAGUCGAACUCGAAAGGAUGCCUUGGCCUUGUGCAAACAACAUGGCAGCGACAUUGGACCGGCUGAUGCAUAGUCGGUCAGCAGCUGUGAGGAGAGACAGUAGGCUAAAUAGCUCGCGCUAA